UUCCUUUCUUCCGUUCCUUUCUUCUUCCUUUCUUCCGUUCCUUUCUUCUUCCUUUCUUCCUUUGGGUCCGUUCCUGGCUCCCCUACCCGGCCAAAUACCUCUGCACCUCACCCUCAUCCGGAUGACAAGCCCAACGCCGCGCGCCAUCUCUCGACUGGGCGUCGGUGCCUACCGACUGGCCCUGGGUGUUCCUGAGCACGAGCGUGUGCUCUACAAGGCCCUUGAGCGUCAAAAGGAUCCCAGACACAACAUCAACCUCAUAGAUACAUCUUCCAACUACUCCGACGGCAAGAGUGAGCUGCUCAUCGGCAAGGUACUGUCUCAUCCACGCCGCGACACACUGCGUCGAGACGAGGUUGUUAUUUCGACCAAGUUUGGCUAUAUCCAGAACAAAAAUAUGCGGCUUUUAUCGGAAGGUGUCUUUCAGAAGGUUCCGCCCGAAGAGAUUGUGAAAUACUCGCCAGAAUGCUAUCAUUGCAUCCAUCCGGAGUUUAUGAGAGAUCAGCUUACCCGCUCCCUCGAGCGUCUGCGGACCAAGUUCGUUGAUAUUCUCUUUGUCCACAACCCAGAAUAUUAUCUCAUGAGCAAUAUCAAGCAUACAGAAGUCAACGUCAAAAAUUCGCCCUUGACAUCGCCUUCAGCUAACAAAACAAAAGACUUUGAGCGUCCCGGAUCUGCCGUUCGCCCUUAUCUCGUAACGUCGACCUACCAUUCGCUCCCACAAUCAUCACACGGGCUUGCUUUUCUGCAAAUGCCAGGCAACCUGCUUGAGAUGGAAGGUGUCGAGACAACGGCCAAGUGGGCCAAGGAUCACGGCCUUGGCGUGUUUCUCAAUCGACCUUUGAACGCCAUGUCCUUGAGUCGUCAGCCUGUCCGACUCGCAUCGUAUCCACCACCGCAGGCGCCAACCUAUGUAGAGGCUAAGACUCAGGUCCUGGAGAGUCUCUGCGUACUUAGCCAACGACGAGAGUACCUACAACCAAAAAUGCAGCGGUUAACCGAGAUGAUUGAAGACCUGGAUGCCUCGCUCAGGACGAACAAGCUGUCAAUAAUACAUAUGGAGGGUGCGUCCAUCAAAAAUCUUCUGCAUCAGGAAUUGGCGCGGCCCGUGAAAGUCAAGGGUUUGCAGCACCAACACCUUUCGAUACCCUCGUCUAACUCGCACGAGUCUCAAUACCAGGAACAGGAACCAAUGCCAACGGAUGUAGAAGGUCCUAACCAUACUCCUACUCAGUCCCAUGGCCGCAGUAGCCCGGUCCCAUACGCGAAACCCAGCGUACAGGAGAUCGACCGGCUGAUCACGCAUCUCGACCACUUUGUCCGAGCUUUUCAUCAGCAGGUGCGUUCGCAGGAAUCGGAUCGCGUCAAAAAGAUGUUGACUGACCGCGGUAUUGAUUUGAAAGGCAGCACAGUCGAGCAGUUCGCGAUCGAAUACUUACUAGAGUACGCCCAGGUUAAUUCAGUUCUUCUGGGUAUGAAGCGCCAACCAUAUGUGGACUUUGCACGGGAGAUGCUCAAAAUAAUGGUGGGAACCAAAUAA
Molecule: messenger RNA, 1540 nt
Organism: Gamsiella multidivaricata
Lineage: Eukaryota; Fungi; Mortierellomycota; Mortierellomycetes; Mortierellales; Mortierellaceae
Product: NADP-dependent oxidoreductase domain-containing protein
Exons: 5
Coding region: 122-1540 (472 amino acids)
Source: RefSeq, a predicted model, not a curated record